GGCGGACACUGAGACAGGAAAAAAAUUUCGAAAACCCCAAAAAAACCUUUUCGUUUCUUCUUCUUCAUCUGUUUGAAAGAGAUGUCAAAAAACCCUAACGGUAUACAUUCUGUGUAGACGGGUCUGUAUACACCAAUAUAACCUGAGCACGCAACGAGAUUCGUUCUCGGUAGAAUCUAGAUAAAACCCUAAAUUUGAUUUUUUGGUGAGUCUCGCAUAUUGGUGGAUGCCUCCUGCGGCGGUGGAGAUCGGGUCUCCGAUUGAAAACUUCUCUUCUUUUCGAGAUUUCGCCACAUUUGUUCAGGAGAGUUGUAAUUCGCGCGAUCAACGAAGCAUGGAUCCCUCAUCGCUGUCCUCAGCGGGUAUGGAUAAUGGAAGCAACUUCGGUUUCGGAGCUGGUUCAGGUCCGAGAGCGAAGAAUCGAGCGAGGCCAAGGCUGGUGAAAUUGAGGAAGCAUGGUGGGAAGGUCAGAGGAGCCGAUCCCGGUGAGACCGGGUCGGGUUUCAACCCGUUUGCGUCGUCUGGCGGUGUUCAGGUGAACAAGGUGGAUGAUAGAAAUGGUGAGUUAUCUGGCAAUGGAUGCUUUGUGUUUGGGGCUAAUGGAAGAUGCUGUGCAGAAUCUACCAGUUCAAAUAAUGCCCAAAAGAAUAGUUUAUACUCUGAUGCUGUUUCUGAUAAGGAUAAAUGUAGCAGACCAAUAGGUGAUUCUUACUUCAGUUCUGAAUUCAGAAAGGAACAUUCAGAUGGGGAUUUGUCAAAGCCACGGUGCAGGAAUCAGGAGAACAACAAAGCGUGUGGUGAAAACGGGUUUUCUGCUGCGGAAACUACGCUCAGAUCUGAGAGUGGUGAUAAUGGAAGCCGGAAAAACGGUACUUUCGUGUUUGACAGCAGCAGUAAGAAUUCGGACAACGUUGAGGAGAAUGCUAGAGGUUGUAAGGACAGCACAAAGAUACCAGACAGUGAACUAUGUACUGAUACUUGUGGGAAAUUUUACUGCACUCAGACUGAGGAUGAGAAAGCUACUGAUUACAGUCAGGUGCCUGUAUCAGACCUACACGAUGGCAUGAAAAAACUUAACAUUAGUGAUGCUGAGAAACCGAAUGAAGCCAACAACAGACCUGCUUUUGUAUUUGGUAGCUUUGGAAAUGCUAAUGUUGACAAUAAUGAAGCUAAUACUCCGUCGGGAUCAUGCUCUUUCGGUUCCAAUGGAUUUUACCCAAAUGAUGAUGAUGCUGUGGAAGGUCAACAUGAUUCUCAUGCCGAAAAUAAUAAUGGGAACUUUUCAACAAACACUACUUUUGGUACUAGUGUAUCUUCUAACACCUUUAAAGUACCCCAAUGGGAUCCUUCUUCACUUAAGAACAGUCUGUUUCCAGAAACGAGCAAAACUCCAGUUGUCAUUGGAAAGAACCGCUUGUCCAAGCAAAAGAGAUCAAAGAAAAUCAGGGAAAAAUUGAAGCAAAGUAAGCAGAAUCUACCUCAAGAUCUAGCUUCAGAUGCAAUUCAUUCUCAAGAAAAAAUCAAUUCCCCUGGAUAUUGCUCACCCAUGGAUUUCUCUCCUUAUGAUGAUAGUAAAGCCAGUAGUCAAUUUCCAACGGAAGCUCCUUCCACAUCAAGCAAGCUCUCCAACGUGGGAGUUCAGGAAAAUUCUGGCUUUAGCAAUGAUGUCAAUACUGCCUUAGCAAGGGAUGCAUUUACCUUCUCUACAGAGGAUCGAGGAAAUAAUUCCAUGCCGGCAUUUUCUUUCUGUCCAGGCUUGGGGGAUGAGAAGGGUUUUACCUUUUCAGUAUCUACAUCCCAUGGGAAAGUACCUCUUACGAAGCGUCAAACUCAGAAGAAAUUUAGAAGGAAAGUUAAUAAGAAUUUGCUGAAAAAUGAUCCUACUGUGCAAAGCAAACAGGAGACUCGAUCUGAGAGUGAAGUACAAGCCAAACAAGACCCAGGAUCUACAUCAGCGAUGCCAGAUGCAUGUGAGAUGUGGCGACUUAGGGGGAAUCAAGCCUACAGAACUGGUGAUUUGCAUAAAGCUGAGGAUUGUUACACACAGGGUAUUAAGUCCAUCCCUCCAAGUGGUAGUUCUGAAUCCUCUGUCAAGUCUCUCGCACUUUGCUAUGGCAACCGGGCAGCAGCACGGAUUUCUCUGGGAAGAUUGAGGGAGGCUAUAAGGGAUUGUGAAAUGGCUGCUUCACUGGAUCAUAACUUUGUUAAAGCAUAUAUGAGGGCUGCAAAUUGUCAUCUUGUGCUGGGGGAGCUUGGCGAAGCAGUGCAGUAUUUUAACAAGUGUUUGGAAACUGCCUCUAGUGUAUGCUUGGAUAGACGAACUACUAUUGAAGCAGCUGAAGGUUUACAAAAGGCUCAAAGGGUAACUGACAGUACGAACAGUGCAACCAAACUUUUGGAGAAGAGAACAACCGAUGCAGCAUCUGAAGCAUUGGGUCCAAUUGCCGAUGCCUUGUCCAUUAGCUCAUGCUCAGAGAAACUUCUCCGAAUGAAAGCUGAGGCCCUAUUUAUGGCGCAGCAAUAUAAACAAGUGAUUGAACUAUGUGAGCAUACCCUUCAUAUAGUUGAAAUGAAUACUGCUUCAGCAGGUUCCAUGGAUUGUUUAACAAGUCCUGGUAAUAUGAGGUCCAACCAUCGCUCACCCACAACAGUUUGGGGAUUGAACUUGAUAUCCAAGUCACAUUUUUGUAUGGGAAACCUUGAGACGGCCCUUGAUAAAUUACAAAAGCUACAGCAAGUGGAAUCUAGCUGCGACAAGAAUCGGGAAGGCGUUUUUGACUCAUCAGCUUGUCUAACAUCAACCAUUUCUGAACUUUUACGUUUUAAGAAUGCAGGGAAUGAAGCUGUUAGGGCUGGAAGGUACUCGGAAGCAAUAGAGCAUUAUACUGCUGCACUAUCCAGAAGCGUUGAGUCACGACCCUUCGCAGCAAUUUGUUUUUGUAACCGUGCAGCUGCAAACCAGGCUCUGGUCCAUAUCACCGAUGCAAUUGCAGACUGUAGUCUUGCCAUGGCUCUUGAUGCAAACUACACAAAGGCAAUUUUUAGGAGAGCGACAUUAAAUGAGAUGAUCAGAGAUUAUGAUCAAGCAGCCAGUGAUCUACGGAGAAUAAUCGACAUUCUCGGAAAGAAAUGUGAUAAAGAGGCAAAAUCUUCAGAGAAAUCUGCUGGGAGUGCAAGCAGUAUGAAAGAACUAAAGCAAGCACGGCAGAGAUUGACUGCGAUGGAAGAGGAACUCAAAAAGGGCAUUCCUCUGGAUUUCUUUCUCAUCCUGGGAGUUAAAAAGUCUGAUACUGCUACUGAUAUCAAAAAGGCAUAUCGAAAAGCAGCACUCAGACAUCACCCGGAUAAGAGUGGGCAGAUUCUUGUUAGGGGCGAAAGUGAAGGGCAAUGGUUGAAAGAGAUUAUACAUGAGGUUCACAAAGAUGCUGACAGGCUCUUCAAAAUCAUCGGAGAGGCAUAUUCAGUCCUUUCAGACCCAACUAAAAGGUCGGAGUACGAAGCCGAGGAAGAGAUGAGGAAAGUGAGAGCAUCUAGAGAGGGCAACAGAAGCAGAGGAAACAGGAAACCCGACUUUUCGUAUGAGAGAAGUCCUAACAGACGAAACUGGAGGGAUAGCAGAAGAAACUACGGAAACGUGCCUGAAUGGUGGUAGAAUUCUCGAGGAAACUUAAACGGAAAAUAAGCAUAUACUGUAAUAGUUCCCAGCAGAACCUUCUCGGACGAGAUUUUUGGAGAGCGGUAGAAGUGAACCCGAAUCAUUGGGUAAUGGAUGAUGCUCCUGAUGCAAUGAUGUUCAGGACAUUGCCCUCUGUAACCUGAUACAGUCAGUGCUCACGAUUCUUUCGUGGGUUUGAACAGACAGAUAUCUCCUUUGUAUUGUUUGCUUAAGACAGGAAAUGUUUUGUACUUUGCAGUGGGUAUAGUGGAAAACCAAACAAAGGUUGGAGAA
Molecule: messenger RNA, 3949 nt
Organism: Tarenaya hassleriana
Lineage: Eukaryota; Viridiplantae; Streptophyta; Magnoliopsida; Brassicales; Cleomaceae
Exons: 12
Coding region: 227-3652 (1141 amino acids)
Molecular function (GO): protein binding
Source: RefSeq, a predicted model, not a curated record